AUGGCUCGCCCUGGGCCCCUUUUCCAGGCAACCGGCAAUGAGCUGGACAUGAUUGACGGUUUCUCAGAUAUCUCCUCUGAUGAGGACAACUUCGGCCGGCGAAGCAUGGACUCGUCCCCCUCGGCUGGACUGCACAAUAGUGCGACCCCUCCCUCAACCGGCGGCCCCCCCCGACUGGGGCUGAUCUCGCGGCUCCCGGCCCCAAGCAGCAAUGGCCCGCACGUCGUCGGCCGCAUGGUUUUCGACCCGGUGUCCAUGCGGUGGGUUCGGGUAUCGGCGGCCCGGUCAGCCUCGCGCAUCUCCGACACCGAGGCCGACGACGAGGGGGCCGGCGAGGAGGACUCAACCGACGAGGACGAGGCCGACAUCUUCGAUGGGCUGGGCUUCGAUGAGGCGUCCCUGGCCUCGGGGCAAACACACGAUGGCUCGCGCGAGAAGUCCCUCGAGGAUGCCUUUGUCGUCACCCACUCCAUGAUGGCCGAGUGGCGCGCGGCCGAGCGCCAAUACCAGCGCAUGGUCGGCCAUGCGGCCCCGGGGCCCUCUUCAUCUGCCACCCUCAGCGGCCCGUCGGCCUCGUCGUCCAGUGCGUCCCUCGGCCCGGGGCAAGGGCCGGCCACCAGCGACCCCGGGGCAUCCUCCUCCUCCUCCGUCCCCUCCUCGGCUGGCCCGUGGGCCGGUCUGGCGGCCAUCGAGCCUCGCUCGCACUUCCAAAUGAUCCGGGACAUCGCCGCGCGGCUGGUCUAG
Molecule: messenger RNA, 744 nt
Organism: Fonticula alba
Lineage: Eukaryota; Rotosphaerida; Fonticulaceae
Exons: 2
Coding region: 1-744 (247 amino acids)
Source: RefSeq, a predicted model, not a curated record